Messenger RNA from Penaeus monodon (black tiger shrimp), 1314 nucleotides. Its product is annotated as glycine-rich cell wall structural protein-like. The coding region runs from base 1 to 1314 and encodes 437 amino acids. The record is from RefSeq and is a predicted model, not a curated record. Gene Ontology annotation, cellular component: extracellular region. Gene Ontology annotation, molecular function: peptidase inhibitor activity. The transcript has 7 exons. Lineage: Eukaryota; Metazoa; Arthropoda; Malacostraca; Decapoda; Penaeidae.
AUGCACGAGAGGCGCUCCUGUCAUGAGAUGUCACUGGCACUGCGUGUCCACUUGGUGCUGUUUGCUCUGUUGAGUGUGGCGUUGGGAAAAAAGGCCGGAAGCGCUCGGCUCUACAGUGGCUGGAAAGGUCCUUCGGGGACUUCGUCGGGACACUCUGGUUCAUCAGGCUCCUCAGGUGGAAACGCUGGGUCCACAGGUUCCAGCGGGGGGUUUAGUUCGUCGAAUUCCGGGGGCGGGUUUGUCUCUGGCUCGCGUCCAGUGCCUGGAUCAGGGAGUCUCGGGUCUGGGAGCGCCGGGACCCUCACUUCUGCAGGAGCUUCUGCCGCUUAUUCGGGGGGACUUGGAAGUUUUGGAGCCGCGGGAUCGGCUUCAGGGAGCUUCGCUUCUGCGGGAACAAACCCAGGGGGCUUCGUGUCUAGUGGGUCUGCAGCAGCGAGCUUCGCGAGCGGAGGAUCAGGAGGAUUCGGGGCUGCAGGAUCGGCCUCGGGAAGCUUUGUUUCAGGAGGCCUUGGGGCUGUCUCUGCAGGAUCUGGGUCCGCGGCAUUCGGCGGCCAUGCUUCCGGAGGUUUCGGUACAGGAGCUACUUCAGGAAACUAUGUAUCUGGGGGGUAUGGUUCUGGAAUUUCCGGGUCAGGAGGGUCCUCCUCAGGAGGCUUUGGGUCUGGGGGUUCUGGUUCUGGAAAUUUUGGGUCUGGGGGUUCCGGAAACUUUGGAUUUGGAGGUUCUGGAGGCCAUACUUCUGGAAAUUUCGGAUCUGGAGGGUCUACGUCAGGAGGUUUUGGCUCGGGAGGAUCGACGUCAGGAAACUUUGGUUACGGAACACACGCAAACCUCGUUGCUGGGGGAUCUUCAACAGGACCUUCCUCCUGCCGGUACUGGUGCAAGAACUCUUCGAACCAGUUGUACUGCUGUGAGAACUCCGGACAAGGAACGAGUAAUGUGGAAGUGCACCCGGGAAGAUGUCCAGCCGUGCGUCCACAGUGCCCCGAUACGCGCCACCUUCCGCCCAAGACUUGCAGCAACGAUGGAUCUUGCAACGCGCAAGACAAAUGUUGCUUCGACAACUGCGUUCAAUUGCAUGUAUGUAAACCUGCUCUGAAAUGUCGAAGGCCGCCAAGAGAGUUGCAUGAGCUGGUUUUGGGGAACGCAGCUGCAGUGGCUCGCUUCCAAAAAGCAGAAACCACGUCCUUUGUGAUGGAACUACUGCAGAUGAACAAGAUGGUGAUAUACUUCGCAUUAAGUCACUAUUUCUUUGAGAGUGUGGGAGAGUAUCUUGUUAAUGUUUGCAUUUUGUCACCAAUUAUAUUCUUAUAA